UAUCAGCUGUCAUUGAUACAGAUGUUAUUUUGUUAAACGCAAUAGUCUUGAAUCGAUAAUCACAACAUUUGGACCACAUAGCGUAACUCGCAUUCUAAAGAUAUUGUUCGUAAAAACAUAAUUUCUAGUCACGUAACAGUUUUCAGCUAGGAUAGUCAAACAAACAUUGUAAGUAGAAUGGAGCGAUACCUCAUCGAUGAUUUUGGGCCGAAAUAUAGUGAUUUGCCAAUGGAAAUCUUGGUAAAGAUAUUUCGUUAUCUGAAUCCUGGAGACAGAUUUGCUGUUGGUCUAACAUGCAAACGCUGGUUGGAAGCGACACAGUAUCAACUCUUUAUCGACGAUGUUUGUCUCAAAUUCUACAAAACGCACUUCAGUGAUACUACGAGCCCAGUCUGCAAUUUGCUGAAAAGUUGCCGCCACUUCCAGAAUGUUUUCUUCUCACAAGUGGAAUUCAACGAAACCGAACAAUUCUUCGCUCGCUUUGGUACUCAUAUUCACGAGAUGAAUUUCAAAGCAUGUGACAUACGGGAAAAAACUUUUAUUUGUAUGUUAAUCAUGGUUCCAAACCUCCGAACGCUAAAAGUUGAAGGUUGUCGAGAACUGUUAAUGUCGGGCAGGUUAUUCGAAUAUGGUCCGGACCAGCAAAUAUUAGCAAACACUUUGCAAAACGUCACAACCCUCAGUUUAGCAUUCAACCGAUACUUAUCUGAUGCUCUGUUUAAACGAAUAGUAUCACUCAUGCCAAACCUGGAGGAUCUUGACCUCACCGGUUGUUCUAUUUCAUUCCACAAAGGCCUUUACCGAAAAUUCUAUCCAGGACGGCCAGAUGAUGCGUCCGAAAACGUUCUGACUUUUCACUACAUUGCACAAUUUAUCGAGCGUCAAGCAGACAAAUUAAAAAAAAUUAAUUUCAGCUCAACGCUUAUCGACGGCGAUGCUCUUGAGAUAUUGGCUGGUUUCGAUGCUCUUCAUCUGCAAGCACUUGAUUUGAAUUCAUGUGAUCAACUCACAAACCCUGGCAUAACGGCAUUAGCUCAAGCAAAAUAUACCUUGCAACAUUUGGACUUUUCCAAAUCGGUGCGUUUCACGGAUGCAUGUUUACAUAAAAUCUGCCAAUAUUUGCCGAAUCUUAUAUCACUUAAACUACGGCGUUGUCGAGCUUUGACAGAUCUUGGCAUUACCGAAAUAGUUCAAUUGAAAAAACUACAUGUUUUGGACAUUUCUGAGUGUGAAUCUGUAACAGGACAAGGAAUUAUUAAAGGAAUUGCUUCAAAGCCAAAUCCUACGUUGCUUGAACUUUAUGUGAGUGCACUUAAUUUGUGUGAACGUUCAGUGAUACAAAUUGCUCAAAGCUUUCCUUCGCUACGAUUGCUUGAUCUUAGCUAUUGCUUUAACUCGGUAUCGGAUCUUUGCCUACAGAUAAUUUUCAAGAAUUUAAUCUGGUUGAGGCAUCUGAACUUGGACUGUUGUGAUAAGAUCUCAGAUAGUGCAAUGACCGGUGUUGGAAUGUUUCAAAGAGUUCGGGAUUUUGAAACUGAUAAUACCACAGUACCAAAUCCUGUAGUAUCUAGUGGACCUCUUGAAGAUGAAAUUGAAUCUGGACCGUCUAAGUCGAAUCGAAUACCAACGAAUAAUGCACCAGAAGAGCCUGUCAAAAUUUCACUACGUAGCAAAGCAGAACAAGAAAUCGUUGAUGAUGCUCUACGUAAGAUGGCUAUGAUGGAAAUAUGCCAACAGAAAGAAUUUCAUAAGGAUGAUGCCAGCACUGGUUAUUCGAUCGAUCGUCUAAAAGGACUACGAGUUCUACGACUUUCUCAGUGCAAUAAACUUUCGGAUAUUUCUCUGAUGUACGCCUUCAAAUUGAAGGAGUUGAAAGAGAUCAGUUUGGCCAAAUGUCAACAAAUUUCUGUUCUGGGUAUAAAGCCAUUUGUACAAAACUGUCCAUCGCUUGAAGUAGUCGACCUUAGUGAAUGCCAUAACGUUAACGAUAAAGCAAUUGAAAUGAUAGCAACUCACCUGAAGCGUUUGCAGAUUUUAUCACUUGAGCGAUGCUUCCAACUAUCUGAUUUCAGCUUAGACUACAUCGCAAUCCAUUGCAAAGCAUUACGGACGCUGGACGUUCGAGGCUGCCGGAAUAUGUGUGCUGAACCAAAUCUACGACUAGUCAACGUGCCCACGCUACGGACAGUUCAUAUGAGCAAACCCGGGCCGUAUGUUGGUGAGCCAGGCUAUUUCGUCAAAAAGCCACUCCCACCACCGAUGCCAAAGCGUUUCUAAUAUUUACUGUUACUCGAUGCUGGUGGAUUGUUUAUUGUUGUUUUUAUAUUGAUUAUUUAUUUUUUAUUAUAUUAAUUUUCAAUUGUUAUCUUUUAUCUAUAUCUAUCUACCCAGA
Messenger RNA from Ochlerotatus camptorhynchus, 2392 nucleotides. Its product is annotated as F-box/LRR-repeat protein fbxl-1-like. Bases 178 to 2277 code for a protein of 699 amino acids. The record is from RefSeq and is a predicted model, not a curated record. The transcript has 4 exons. NCBI's taxonomy places the organism in Eukaryota, Metazoa, Arthropoda, Insecta, Diptera, Culicidae. Gene Ontology annotation, cellular component: cytoplasm. Gene Ontology annotation, molecular function: protein binding.